Tetrahymena thermophila SB210 is the source of this 1122-nucleotide messenger RNA. RefSeq names its product PD-(D/E)XK nuclease family transposase. NCBI's taxonomy places the organism in Eukaryota, Ciliophora, Oligohymenophorea, Hymenostomatida, Tetrahymenidae. The transcript has a single exon. The record is from RefSeq and is a predicted model, not a curated record.
AAUUAUAAAUUACAAAGAAAAAUGAGUUAUAAAGAAAAGGCAAAAAAGAAACAUUUUUUUGCUGAUCCAAAAGAAGACUAAGCAUUUAAGUUUCUCUUUUCAGAUCAAGUACUUCUCAAUGAUUUUAUUAAUACCCUCCUAAAUUUAGAAAAUAACUAGAAUAAUAAAUUUCAAUUAACCAAUUUUUAAUAGUAUGAACCAAUUUAUUAAAAAGAAAAUAGACUAAUUAAAUGUAUGGUUGAUGUGUUAUGUUCAGCAAAAAAUAUUAAUGUAGGUUUAGAAAUGUAAGGGUAAAAUAAAAAAGAAUUUAAAGCAAGGACUCAAUAUUAUUCAUCAAAAUUAUUAAUAAAUGAUGUACAUGAUUAUCAUUAUAAUAUGAAAAAUACUUAUAUGAUAAUUCUUUCAAAGUUCGAUGUUUAUAAUCAAAACACACCAGAACUAAUAUAUUAUGAGCUGGACACAGAACAAAGAUUUGUUUAAACAAAUAAUUAAGUAGAAGAAAAUUAUUAGAAAUUUAAAUAUAUUAAUUUAAAUGCUUUCAAAAAACAAGAAAAACAGAUGAGAGAACAAAAUAAUUAAUAAAAAGAAAAAAAUUAAUUAUAUAAAUAAAUUUAAAGAAACGAAAAUAAUAUAUAAAAAAAAAUAGAUUGGCUAACUUUUUUUUGCUAUUGCUCAUACUAAACAAAAGUACCUGAUAAUAUGUCUGAAAUUAUUUAAAGAGCUUACAAUGCAAUGGAUAUCACAGGAAAUCCAAAUGAUUCUCUAGAAAAGAGGCUUUUCAUAGAAACUUAUUUACUCAGAUAGGAGUAAUAUGAUAAUACUAACAAGAAAAUUUAAAACUUGGAAUAAUCUUUGGUAUAAUCACUUUAGGCACUUUAGGAAAAAGAAAUGAGAAAUAAGAUAAGGCAAAGAAAAAUAAUAAAAUUAUAAGUUAUUCAAUUAAAGCAUUAUAUCUAGUAAAAUAAGCUUUCUCAAUAAUUUAUAAAUGAAAUGCUCGAAGAAAUUAAUUAAGAAUAAUUAGAUUUAAUUUAAUAAGCUAUAAAGGAAGAUUAAAAUAUUGAAGAUGAAACUCUUAUUAAUUAUACUAUGAAACUAAUUAAUAAUGAUAAUAAUAUCUAAUGA